GGGAAGGGGGCGGGGCGUGGGCUGGGACAGCAAUGGCGGCCGGCCGGUAGAGCGCGCUGUGAGGCCUUCUCCUCAGGAGGGAAGCGGAGGCCGAGGCCGAGGCGGAGGAGGAGUAGGCCGCGGACGGCGCGGACAUGUCCGGCAGGGUCGAGAAAGCAGACUCCCAGCGCUCCCACCUCUCUUCCUUCACCAUGAAGCUGAUGGAUAAGUUCCAUUCGCCCAAAAUCAAACGGACACCUUCCAAGAAGGGGAAGCAGCCCGACCUCCUGGUCAAGUCCCCCGAGAAAGCCGUCAACAAGAACCUGACCUGGCUGGAGGAGAAGGAGAAGGACGUGGUGAGCGCCUUGCGGUACUUCAAGACCAUCGUGGACAAGAUGGCCAUCGACAGCAAGGUGCUGGAGAUGCUGCCGGGCUCCGCCAGCAAAGUCCUGGAGGCCAUCUUGCCCCUGGUCCAGGCCGACCCCCGCAUCCAGCAGAGUUCGGCCCUCUUGUCCUGCUACGGGCGCGUCUACCAGAGCCUGGGCAACCUGAUCCGUUGGUCUGACCAGGUGAUGCUCGAAGGCAUCAACGCCGAGGACAAGGAGGUGGUCAGCACCGUCCGAGGGGUCAUCAAGGCCGUCUUGGACGGAGUCAAGGAACUGGUCAAGCUGACCAUUGAGAAGCAGGAGCAUCCGUCCCCCACCAGCCCCGUCAAGCCGAGUUUGCCCGCUUGCACAUCAGACAGCCCUUCGGAGCUGCCCUUGACCGACCGUGAGAUCGAGAUCCUCAACAAGACCCCCGUUUCGGGGCCGGCCCCCGAGGCCUUGGCGGACCCCGCCGACGAAGAGGUGGCCCCCCCCAAGCCCCCGCUCCCUUGCAUCCGGGUGGCCGAAAACAGCCCUCCGCCCGCCUUGCCGCCCAAGAAGCGCCAGUCCGCCCCGUCUCCCACCCGCGUGGCCGUGGUGGCCCCCAUGAGCCGGACCACCAGCGGAUCCAGCCUGCCCAUCGGGAUCAACAGACAGGACUUGGACUCGGACUGCUACGCGCAGCGCAGGCUCUCGGGGGGCAGCCAGUCCUACGGGGGGGAGUCCCCGCGCCUCUCGCCCUACAACAGCAUGGGGAAGCUCAGCAAGUCCGACGAGCAGCUCUCCUCCCUGGACGGCGACAGCGGGCAGUGCUCCCGCAACACCAGCUGUGAGACCUUGGAUCAUUACGAUCCAGACUACGAGUUCCUGCAGCAGGACCUCUCCAAUGCGGACCAGGCUCCCCCACAGCCGCCCGGCGCCCUCAGCCCUUUGCCGGAGUCCUUGGGGGAAUCGGGCUCCCCGUUCCUUGCCCGCGCCUUCCAGCCGACCCCGGAACAUUGCAGCUCCCCGAUGGCGACGCCCGAGGUGCCCCCCGCUCUGCCGGAGAAGAAGCGCCGAGGGGCGCCCGGCUCGUCGUGCAGUUUCGAGGCCCCCGGCUGCCGGGCGCUGCUGGAGAGGCACCCCUCGCAGUAUGACAACCUCUCCGAAGAGGACCUGCCCAACCCGGCCCUGCUCCCCGCCGUGCCCUUCACCCCCUUCGCCGCUGUGCUGCCCUUCCAGGCCUCCCCCGCCGAGUUCCUGGCCGAUUUCGCCCCCCCGGACCCCGAGAAGCCCCCUCCACUGCCGGAGAAGAAGAACAAGCAUAUGAUGGCCUACAUGCAGUUUGUGGAGGACUACUCGGAGCCCCAGCCCUCCAUGUUCUACCAGACGCCGCAGAGCGAGCACAUCUACCAGCAGAAGAACAAGCACCUGAUGGAGGUCUACGGCUUCAGCGACUCCUUCAGCAGCCCAGACUCCGCCCCCGACCUGGCCCCGCCCCCCGCCCUCCCACCCAAGCAGCGCCAGCUGGCCUCUUUUGCCACCUCCUCUUCCUCCUCCUCCUUCUCUCCUCCUGUCUCCUUCUGUGUCCAGCCGCCUCAAGUGCCCUUCGCCCCCGAGGACCACCUCCUCGCCACCGCCACCGCUGCCGGCUCCACCCCGGGCCUCACUGUGUCCGUCUCUAACUCCUUCCUCCACCAGCACAGCGCCUUCCCCGCCCCGCACGCGUACAAGUCCGUGUUCAGGUCUUUCUCGCAAGACUUUGUGCCUCGCAACCAGGUCUCCAUCCCGCCCUUCCUCUCCUCCACCACCUCCGCCGCCGCCCUUGCGUCCUCCUCGCCCCCGCUGCCCUUUGCCCUCGCCCACCCCCAGCCCGGGACCGGGGACGCAGCCGGACACCCCGCGGCGGACCCCACCGCCCCCGGCCCCGCAUCCUCUUCGCAGGAGACGGCCCCGGCUUGCCUUCCGCCCGAACCCCCUUCGAGCGACCAGGUCCGGCCGGCCGGCGAGGAGGCAGGGGAGGGGGAGUACGUCAACCUCUAUUCCUCCGGCCAAAGCAACGGGGAACUCCCUCGCGCUGGAGGAGGAGGAGGAGGAGGAGGAGGAGAUUCUCCGAUUGUCCGAGACCCCGGCCACGCCAAGACCCCGACCCCCUUGAGCAACAGCCUUCCCGGGAAGGAGAGCCAAGAGGAGAGCGACAGGCAGCAGAAGCUUCCCGACGAGGCCCUGGCCGCUUCCCGGCUGGACGAGGAAGAGGAAGUGGACGAGCUCUCGCUGACCGACCACAGCGAGAUCAUGGCCCGGCUGACCCUCAAGCAGGAGGGCGACGACGGGCCCGACGUGCGGGGAGGGUCCGGGGACAUCCUCCUGGUCCACGCCACCGAGACCGACAGGAAAGAUCUGGUCCUGUAUUGUGAAGCCUUCCUGACGACGUACCGGACCUUCAUCAGCCCCGAAGAACUCAUCAAAAAGCUACAGUACAGGUAUGAGAAGUUCUGCCAUUGUCCGGACACCUUCAAGAAGCGGGUCAGCAAGAACACCUUCUUCGUCCUGGUCCGAGUGGUGGACGAACUCUGCCUGGUGGAGCUGUCGGAGGAGCUCCUGCGCCUGCUGAUGGCGCUGGUCUUCCGCCUGGUCUGCAGUGGGGAGCUCAGCCUGGCCCGCGUCCUGCGCAAGAACAUCCUCGACAAGGCCCAGCAGAAGAAGAUCCUGCGGCACAACAACUCCGCUCGGCCCCUCGCCUCGCGAUGGGUGGCCGCCAGGCCGGGGACCCUCCACGACUUCCACAGCCACGAAAUUGCCGAGCAGCUGACCCUCCUGGACGCGGAGCUCUUCUACAAGAUCGAGAUCCCCGAGGUGUUGCUUUGGGCGAAAGAGCAGAACGAGGAGAAGAGCCCCAACCUGACCCAGUUCACCGAGCACUUUAACAACAUGUCCUACUGGGUGCGCUCCAUCAUUAUGCAGCAGGAGAAAGCGCAGGACCGCGAGAGGCUGCUCCUCAAGUUCAUCAAGAUCAUGAAGCACUUGCGGAAGCUCAACAACUUCAACUCCUACCUGGCCAUCCUCUCGGCGCUGGACUCGGCCCCCAUCCGCCGCCUGGAGUGGCAGAAGCAGACCUCGGAGGGCCUGGCCGAGUACUGCACGCUGAUUGACAGCUCCUCCUCCUUCCGGGCCUACCGGGCCGCCCUCUCCGAGGUGGAGCCCCCCUGCAUCCCCUACCUAGGCCUUAUCCUGCAAGACCUGACCUUCGUCCACCUGGGGAACCCGGACCACAUCGAGGGCAAAGUCAACUUCUCCAAGCGCUGGCAGCAGUUCAACAUCCUGGACAGCAUGCGGUGCUUCCAGCAAGUGCAUUACGACAUCCGGCGCAACGACGACAUCAUCUCCUUCUUCAACGACUUCAGCGACCAUUUGGCCGAGGAGGCUUUGUGGGAACUCUCGCUCAAGAUCAAGCCCCGGAACAUCACCCGGCGGAAGACAGACCGCGAAGAGAAGACCUAGAGUUCGGGGAGGAGCAGGGGAGGGUGGAGCCGAAGGACGGGCGGGCGGACCUCCCCACGGACAGACGGACAGCAGUUCCGAGGGCCUGCGACCCUCCCGAGUUCACGAGGACGGACCGUCGGCACUCGCCGCCAUGUCGGCCUUCCGCCGUCCUCCUGUUGCUGCUACUCGAUGGGAAGCGUGGCCGGAUCGGAGCCGGCCUGCCUCUAAUUUGCCAAAUUUUUUGAGUUUUCCAUACAAAAGAGAGAGAUGGUUUGCUUCUGUUUCCGCCGAGAGCGGCGCCAGGCUCCCUUUGCGGGUGCCAAGGACACUCCACCUCGAGUAACUUCUUAUAAGGAAGAGAAGGAACUCCACUUCAGUGUAUAAGAAAAGAGAACGAACUCCAUCUCGAGUAACUUCUUAGAAGAACUCAAACCUCAAGUUUCUUCUUAUAAGGAAGAGAAGGAACUCCACCUCGAGUUACUUCUACGAAAGAGAAGGAACUCCACUCCGAGUUGCAUCCUAUAAGAUAAAGAACUCCUUCUCGGGUUACUUCGUGCGAGGAGGAAAGAGUUACAUUCUGCCCUGCAGAGUCUGUGUUUACAAGAGUCGUCCCGUUUCCGCAUCUCCAGCAAAGAUGAUAGGAAAACCCUUUUUGGGAAUCCCGCGGACUCCAGGACCCAGCAUCCCCCGGCGUGUGUUUUAGUCAUGGUACUAGCAGUAAAUAUGUAGAGAGAGAAAAACCCACCUGUACAUAGGAAUCCCUCGGUGCCGCUGGUCCCUUUUUCUUUCUUUUCGAUGCAUGUCUGAAUGGGUUUUUGAACGAGGAAAGCGCCAAGACACAAAGCAAAAUCUGUAUAGGAACUGAGGGAGAAAGAGGUCACGUCGGAACGAGGGAGGCUUCCAGUUUGCAUCAAAAGUCAUUUUUGUGAGCGAAAGGGAAGGGAAAGGAUCACUAUGUCUUACAAGACAGAAGAGGAUGCCAUCUCUGCAUACGAGCCUUCCGUUGCUGGACUCUGGAAGAUCAUCUCCCUGCAAUACAUGGACGAUAUUCUCCUGUUUGUCCCAAGCUGGAAGAAAUGUUAUCUCUGCGUAUGAGGCCUCCAUUUCCGGACUCUAGAAGAUCAUCUCCCUGCAAUACAUGGAUGAUAUUCUCCUGUUUGUCCCAAGCUAGAAGAAAUGUUAUCUCUGCGUAUGAGGCCUCCGUUUCCAGACUCUGGAAGAUCAUCUCCCUGCAAUACGUGGAUGACAUUCUCCUGUUUGUUUCAAGAUGGAAGAAAUGUUAUCUCUGCGUAUGAGGCCUCCAUUGCUGAACUCUGGAAGAUCAUCUCCCUGCAAUACAUGGACGAUAUUCUCCUGUUUGUCCCAAGCUAGAAGAAAUGUUAUCUCUGCGUAUGAGGCCUCCGUUUCCAGACUCUGGAAGAUCAUCUCCAUGCAAUACGUGGACGAUAUUCUCCUGUUGGUCCCGAGCUGAAUUUCUGCAUAUGAGGCCUCUGUUUCUGGACUCUGGAAGAUCAUCUCCAUGCAAUAUAUGGAUGAUAUUCUCCUGUUGGUCCCGAGCCGGAAGAAGUGUUGCCAUCUCCACUUAUGAGGCCUCUGUUUCCGGACUCUGGAAGAUCAUCUCCAUGCAAUACGUGGACGAUAUUCUCCUGUUGGUCCCGAGCUGAAUUUCUGCAUAUGAGGCCUCUGUUUCUGGACUCUGGAAGAUCAUCUCCAUGCAAUAUAUGGAUGAUAUUCUCCUGUUGGUCCCGAGCCGGAAGAAGUGUUGCCAUCUCCACUUAUGAGGCCUCUGUUUCCGGACUCUGGAAGAUCAUCUCCAUGCAAUACGUGGACGAUAUUCUCCUGUUGGUCCCGAGCCGAAUCUCUGCGUAUGAGGCCUGUUUCUGGACUCUGGAAAAUCAUCUCCAUGCAAUAUAUGGAUGAUAUUCUCCUGUUGGUCCCGAGCUGGAAGAAGUGUUGUCAUCUCUGCAUAUGAGGCCUCCGUUGCCAGACUCUGGAAGAUCAUCUCCCUGCAAUACGUGGACGAUUUUCUCAUGUUGGUCCCGAUCCGGAAGAAGUAUUUCCAUCUCCGCCUAUGAGGCCUCCGUUGCCGGACUCUGGAAGAUCAUCUCCCUGCAAUACGUGGACGAUAUUCUCCUGUUGGUCCCGAGCCGAAUUUCUGCGUAUGAGGCCUCUGUUUCUGGACUCUGGAAGAUCAUCUCCAUGCAAUACGUGGAUGAUAUUCUCCUCGUAGUCCCAAGCCUGAAAAAAUGUUGCCAUCUCUGCGUAGGAGACUUGCGCUGCCCAACUUUGGAAGACCAUUUCCAUGCAAUACGUGGACGAUAUUCUGUUCACUCCCUCCCUGGUGUGCAACUCCCAUCAUCAGCUUAUGAUGGGAGUUGUAGUCUUGUCACUGCAAAGGGAUCACAUGCCCAUCAAUGUGGACUUUCAGACUGGCCAAAACCCGUGCCCCCUUUCCACUCAAAUCCUCUGCUAUUUAUUGUGUAAGUAAAUGGGGAGAUGGGAGUCAGAGAAGGUUGGGUUUUGCAGUGGGAUCCGUGUCUCUAUAACCCAGGCAUGGGUCAACUUUGUUAGGAAUUGUGGGAGUUGAAGUCCAAAACACCCGGCGGGCUGAAGCUGGGCCAUGCCUUGCUCUCCGGAAGCCUCCCUCGGCCUGACAGUUUUGUGAUCCUAAAAGCAGCACCAACAAGGAACAAGAAGAGAUCCAUCUGCAAAGCCUCCUUUUCGCGUCCCUCUUGUUUCCGGUGCAUGCCUUGGUUGCCAAGAUUAAAGCGACAAUCGAACCCGA
Messenger RNA from Anolis carolinensis (green anole), 6591 nucleotides. RefSeq names its product Rap guanine nucleotide exchange factor 1 (gene rapgef1). The transcript has 26 exons. Gene Ontology annotation, cellular component: plasma membrane. NCBI's taxonomy places the organism in Eukaryota, Metazoa, Chordata, Lepidosauria, Squamata, Anolidae. The record is from RefSeq and is a predicted model, not a curated record. The coding region runs from base 135 to 3824 and encodes 1229 amino acids. Gene Ontology annotation, biological process: positive regulation of GTPase activity; Ras protein signal transduction. Gene Ontology annotation, molecular function: guanyl-nucleotide exchange factor activity.